AUUCAUGAAAUUAUUUUGCGACACGUCGUGAAUUUAUUCACAACUAUUCGUCAAUAUUUUCGAGACAAGUCGUGAAUAUUUUCCCGAUGUCGUAUAUUUUUUCACCGCUAGUCGCGAAUAGUUUUUCAUUUGCUUGGAGGACUUCUUGGUUGUCAAGACAUCAUUAUUCAGACAGUGCGUGGAGCCUGGGAAGACUGAACCAUGUGGCCAUAGCUGUGCCAGACCUUACGGACGCAGUCAAGGUAUAUAGAGAUGUGUUUCAAGCUAAAGUCAGUGAGCCGCAAGCCCUUCCUGAGCAUGGUGUGACUGUCGUCUUUGUGGAACUGGAAAACACGAAGCUGGAACUACUGGAACCCCUGGGUGACAACAGCCCCAUCGGAGGGUACUUAAAGAAAAAACCAGGGGGAGGUAUGCACCACGUAUGUCUUGAGGUCAACAACAUCUCAGAAGCCAUGAAAACUUUGCAGGAAAAGAAGGUCAAAGUGCUAGACCCUGAGCCCAAGAUUGGUGCCCACAGCAAGCCAGUGGUGUUCCUUCAUCCGAAGGACUGCGGUGGCGUUCUGGUGGAGCUUGAGGAGGCAUGAUGCAUGCUGUAACGUUAACCAUCCACGUGGAAAACUGUACAUUAAUGCCAUUUGGUCAUGCAGUAGCAUGCAUAUGGCAUCAUCAGGGCAUGACUGGGCUUGCCUGUUGUGGGCCAAGAUGGUUAUGGAGCCUCCGUGUCACGUUUGAGAAAUUUAUUUGUACAUGAUUGGCAGUCCCCUCUUGAAGAGCAUGCACAACUAAACACAAGAGGUAUUUUGCGUUGCGAGAGCUUGCAAAAAAAUUCACAAGCUCACUCGGGUGGGACUCAAACCCACCCACCCAGUAAGCAGGAGG
Messenger RNA from Acanthaster planci (crown-of-thorns starfish), 879 nucleotides. RefSeq names its product methylmalonyl-CoA epimerase (gene mcee). Gene Ontology annotation, molecular function: methylmalonyl-CoA epimerase activity. Gene Ontology annotation, biological process: L-methylmalonyl-CoA metabolic process. NCBI's taxonomy places the organism in Eukaryota, Metazoa, Echinodermata, Asteroidea, Valvatida, Acanthasteridae. The record is from RefSeq and is a predicted model, not a curated record.